AUGGAAAGGAUUUCACACUUCGUUGAACGACACGAAGAAGCACUCCAAUUCUCGUGUACAGCAGCAGCAGCUUCAGUCCUUACAGCGUCGGCGGUACUUGGUUACCAGGCUUGUCAACGACGACACAACUCGACGGCUUUAAAGAACCAGCUUCUUUCAGAGGAUUUCCAACAUGUCAAACUUACGUCGGUCGGGACGAUCCAGCAACAGCAAAAGUCAAGCGACCAUGACGAAUCGCUCAUUCAAGAACAGUUGGCACGCAAUAUUGCUUUCCUUGGAGAGGAUGGGAUGAAACGCGUUCGAGAGUCUUUUGUUGUCGUUGUUGGUGCUGGCAACGUUGGUUCUUGGGCUGCCUUGAUGCUACUACGAUCCGGUGUACAACAUUUGCGCUUAAUUGAUCCUAAACGGUUGACACGUCGCAACAUGGGCAAUCAUGCAGUGGCAGGUCAAGAAGAUAUUGGCAUGAGCAAAGUACAGGCCUUGCAAACGCAUCUCCAUGAAAUUGCACCCUUUUCCAAAAUUGAAUGCUGCACGGAGCGAUUAUGCACUAGUAACAUGGCAACCCUUUUGGGAGACAAGCCAAGCUUCGUUGUUGACACGAUGACCAACAUUAUUGACAAGAUUGCAUUGGUCGAAUAUUGUCAUGCAAAUGACAUCAAGAUCAUCUCCUCCAUGUCCCCUGGCGCCAAGGCUGAUCCAACACGCAUCCAAGUGGCUGACAUAAGUGAGACAAUGGAGGAUCCAUUGGCACGUGCCUUCCGUCGAAGAUUAAAGAUGCUCAAGAUCGAUCGUGGUAUUCCUGUAGUCAUCAGUACGGAUAGACCCCUUGAUAUAGAUAAAUCAACGAUUGACGAUUUCCGUACCCGGCAUUUGGCUUCGCUUGGAUCCGUUGACAGCAUGUAUGGAAUGGUCAUCACCACCCACAUUAUUUUACACCUUGCCGAGUUUGCCGCGUUGCCACCCCAAGCAAUAAGGUUACGAGACACUCUCUUCAAUCGCAUCAUGUAUGAAGCAAGGGAACGAGAAACACAAAAUUAUGGAAGCCCAUACCCUUUCACAGUACACGAUGUCGUUUAUAUAUUUGAAGAGAUUUGGCAUGGCAAGAGCGUCAUUUCAGGCCCACAAGAUCGAUUGACUUUGGCUCGAUGGGAUCGGAGCAAGCCUUUGAGUUUGGAAAAUGCCGUUUGCAUGAAUAGAGAUGAAGCACGUGCCCAUGACCGCUUACCAGCCGAUGUAGAUCUUAGAAAGCAUUAUGGAGAUGAUAUAGUCAACUAUGUAAACAAGCAAUUCGAAAUAGAAGCAAAGUUUCAAAAGCUGUGGGCUUAA
Messenger RNA from Lichtheimia ornata, 1326 nucleotides. RefSeq lists its product as uncharacterized. Gene Ontology annotation, cellular component: mitochondrial outer membrane. Gene Ontology annotation, molecular function: tRNA threonylcarbamoyladenosine dehydratase activity; ubiquitin-like modifier activating enzyme activity. The record is from RefSeq and is a predicted model, not a curated record. Gene Ontology annotation, biological process: cyclic threonylcarbamoyladenosine biosynthetic process. The transcript is spliced from 6 exons. The coding region runs from base 1 to 1326 and encodes 441 amino acids. NCBI's taxonomy places the organism in Eukaryota, Fungi, Mucoromycota, Mucoromycetes, Mucorales, Lichtheimiaceae.